AUGCCUCGGCAGCUCCAGGAGUGGUACGCUCAGUGUAGCAGGUCUACACGUACAGUUCGCUGCCCGUACGUCAUUCGCACAGGUGCUAGGACUGGUCAGCCUUGUGGGACGCUUGGUCACACACAGUCCCGCUGCUUCGCCCGUCUGAGCGACGACUGGCGCACAGUGUUUGGCGACGAGGCUGAGCUCCCCACCUGGCUGGAGCUGCAUGGACAGAGGGUAGAUAUCUUUGCGCUUGACUAUGAUGCUAUUCUCACUGCCAUGUAUGCAUUGUCUACUAGUGCUGACCGUGCCUGUUGCCUGUGCGUACCGCCUGACCCUGGUGAGGCUGCUGCCCUAGGUGCUAGUGCGUCUCCUGCUCUAGGUGCUGGUGAGGCUGCUGCUCUCGGUGCUAGUACGUCUACUGCUCUAGGUACUGGUGAGGCCGUGGCUUCAGGUGCUGCUGUGUCUGCUCUCUCUGGUACUGCGCCCACUGCGGUCUCACACACCUUCACCCUUGACUCAAGAGCUUCCCGCUCCUUCUUUCGCGACUGUACCACACUCACGCCGCUCCGUCGGCCAGUCCCGGUCUCCCUGGCGGACCCCUCUGGGGGUCCAGUCCUUGCCCACUAUUCCACGGUUCUGCCGUGUCCGGCCGUCCCGUCCGGCUCGCUGUCAGGUCUUUACCUCCCCUCGUUCUCUACGAACUUGGUGAGUGGAGCUGACCUCCAGGAUGGGGGGGUUCACCAGUUCACUCCUGCGAGUCAGCGAGUGACUCACUGUACGUGUGCUAGGACGGGCCGGCACUUGGCCACGUUCACCCGUGCACCUGGCUCGAGUCUGUACACACUGACCACUGAGUCCCCUCAGGUAGCUGCGUCUGCGUCUACGUCUGGUCAGCUGGCGGCCCCCUGCGAGUGUCGCGCUUUGUCGCACGACACUCUCCUGUGGCACCACCGCCUUGGUCACCCCUCCUUGCCUCGCCUGCGUAGCAUGCACUCUCGCUCCCUGGUCUCUGGUCUCCCCAGGUCUCUGCCUGCCCUCCCUCCCUCGCCUGCGCCGCCCUGCAUUCCUUGCGUCGAGGGGCGGCAACGCGCCGCUCCUCACUCCUCCUCGUUUCCUCCCACAGAGGCUCCACUGCAGACGCUCCACCUGGACGUGUGGGGCCCAGCCCGCGUCCAGGGACAGGGCCACGAGCGGUACUUCCUGCUGGUUGUCGACGACUACACGCGUUACACCACGGUCUUCCCCUUGCGGAGCAAGGCGGAUGUCCCUGCUGUUUUGAUCCCCUGGAUCCGCGCAGUUCGUCUCCAGCUCCGCGAGCGGUUCCGGUCGGACUUUCCUGUCCUGCGUCUGCACUCUGACAGAGGUGGUGAGUUCUCCUCCGACCUCUUGGCAGCCUACUGUGCGGAGCACGGCAUCACCCAGUCGUUCACGCUUCCGGCCUCUCCGCAGCAGAAUGGGGUUGCUGAGCGCCGCAUUGGCAUAGUCAUGGAGGUCGCUCGUACCUCCAUGAUCCAUGCGGCUGCCCCCCAUUUUCUGUGGCCGUUUGCGGUCCGGUACGCCGCGCAUCAGCUCAACCUCUGGCCCCGUGUCUCCUUGCCGGAGACCUCGCCCACACUGCUGUGGACGGGGAAGGUUGGCAAUGCGUCGCGUUUCCGGGUCUGGGGUGCUCGUGCCUUUGUCCGCGAUACCACCGCGGACAAGCUCUCCGUCCGCGCUGUUCCCUGUGUCUUCCUUGGCUUUGUCCCUGACGCGCCUGGUUGGCAGUUUUACCACCCCACCUCGCGCCGUGUCUUUGCGUCUCAGGACGUCACGUUCGACGAGUCGGUUCCCUUUUACCGUCUCUUCCCCUACCGCACUGCCUCGCUCCCCCCCCCGCCGCUCUUCCUCGCUCCAGGUGCUCCCCAGGUAGACCCCCUCCCCGCUCCCGGUCCUGCUCCUUCAGGUGUUUCUCAGGUAGACCCUCCUCCCUUGACUGCGCCGGUUGAGGUCACUGGUGACUCAGGUCCUACUGCGAGUGGUCCUGCUCGGGGUGCUACUUCUGGGGGUGCGGAGCCUGGGGGUGCUGAGCCUGGGGGUACUGAGCCUGAGGGUGCGGAGCUUGAGGGUGUAGAGCCUGGUGGUGCUGAGCCUGAGUGUGAGGGGUCUGGGGGUGCUGAGCUUGGCGGUACUGACGCUGGAGGUUCUGGAGCUACUGAGGGUGCUGGCGCUGGAGGUUCGGGAGCUGCUGGAGGGCCUAGUCCUGGUGGCGCUGGAGCUGGAGGUUCUGGAGCUGCUGAGGGUGCUCGCGCUGGAGGUUCUGGAGCCGCUGGAGGUACUGGUGCUGAGGGUACUGACACCGGAGGUUCUGGAGCCGUUGGGGGUGCGGGCGCUGAGGGUUCUGAGUCUGCUGUUGCGCGGUCUCCUUGGAGUAGCCGCCUUCGUCCACGUGUGCCUCUCACCCCACAGCAGCUGCAGGACUGGUACGGUCGCCGUCAGCGUCGCGCCGCUGGAGCUAGGAGUCGUGCUGGUCCUUUGUCUACUGGAGGUGCUGGAGUUGCUGGUUCUGGAGGUGCUCGUGCUGGAGACACUGAGGCUGGAGACCCUGGGACUCGAGGUGUCGGCUCUGGGCCUGGAGCUUCUGGAGCUGCUGGAGGUACUGGAGCUGCUGGAGGUACUGGAGCUGCUGGAGGCACUGGAGCUGCUGGAGCUGCUGGUACUGACUGGUAG
Molecule: messenger RNA, 2691 nt
Organism: Closterium sp. Yama58-4
Lineage: Eukaryota; Viridiplantae; Streptophyta; Zygnematophyceae; Desmidiales; Closteriaceae
Source: the annotation of a GenBank genome assembly